This is a messenger RNA of Microthlaspi erraticum, 1473 nucleotides long. NCBI's taxonomy places the organism in Eukaryota, Viridiplantae, Streptophyta, Magnoliopsida, Brassicales, Brassicaceae. The record is from the annotation of a GenBank genome assembly.
AUGGAGCCAAAUUGUGUUCAGUUUCUGGAGAACAAGACCAUGCUCGUCACUGGCGCUUCGGGUUUCCUUGCUAAAGUUUUCGUGGAGCGAGUGCUGAGGUUGCAACCAAACGUGAAGAGGCUCUACCUCCUCGUUAGAGCAUCCGACAAGAAAUCCGCGGAACAACGUUUACAGAGUGAGGUUUUCGAGAAAGAUUUGUUUAGGGUGUUAAGAAAGAAUGUCGGUGAUCAAAACUUGAAUGCUUUAAUAUCGGAAAAAGUUGUCCCUGUUACGGGAGACGUAUCACUGAACAAUAUGGGAGUCAGUGACUCUGAUCUCUUACAAGAUAUGAUGCAAGAGAUCGACAUUGUUUUGCAUUCUGCUGCCACCACGAGAUUCGACGAAAGAUACGAUGUUGCACUUCGGAUCAACACAUUUGGAGCACUCAAUGUCCUUAACUUUGCUAAGAAGUGUGUGAAACCACAAUUGCUUCUCCAUGUCUCAACUGCUUAUGUUUGUGGGGAAAGAUCGGGACUCAUACAUGAGAAACCUUUUGCUAUGGGAGAAACUCUUAACGGAAAAGCCAAGCUAGAUAUCAAUACCGAAAUGCAACUAGUGGAACAUAAGUUGAAACAACUCGUGGAACAAGGUUGUUCAAAAGAAGAAACUAAACAAGCCAUGAGAGAUCUCGGAAUGAAAAGGGCAAAACUUUAUGGAUGGCCAAACUCAUAUGUCUUCACCAAAUCAAUGGGAGAGAUGCUUCUUGGACACUAUAGAGAAAAUCUACCUAUUGUAAUCAUACGUCCCACAAUAAUCACAAGCACUUUCUCGGACCCGUUUCCCGGUUGGAUUGAAGGCCUAAAAACCGUAGACAGUGUGAUUGUACCAUACGGAAAGGGAACGCUAAAGUGUUUUCUCGUUGAUCAUAAGGUAGUAUGUGAUAUGAUACCGGUCGAUAUGGUGGCAAACGCAAUGAUCGCGACCGCAGCUGAACAUUUCGGUGAUUCAGGAAGUCAUACCGUUUACAAUGUCAGCUCAUCUUACCGGAAUCCGGUGACGUAUAAACAAAUGUAUAAAUUCAUUGCUCGUUAUUUCAAGGAAAGCCCUCUGCUCGGUCGCAAUGGUAUGCCUAUAGUCCCAAACGUUACAUUAUUAUCCACAAUGGGUAGGUUCCGUCUAUACACGAAGCUUCGCUUUAAAUUACCUUUACAGAUGUUGGGAUUGCUUAGUGUAAUUCUCCCAUCGCAACUCGGAGAUAAAUAUCAAGAUAACAACCGUCAAUUCAAGAAGGCCAUGACAUUGAUGAAAGUUUACGAGCCUUAUCUACUCUUCAAGGGCAUAUUCGAUGAUCAAAACCUAGAAACAUUACGAAUCAAGAAUGAAGCCAAAGGGAUGCACGACUUGUCCGGCUUCAACCCCAAAUGCAUUAAUUGGGAAGAUUAUUUUCUGAAUACACAUAUCCAUGGCGUCGUAACACACGUUAUCGAUAAAUAA